AUGUUUAUCUCCUGGGCCCUGGGUGGAAUUCUUGCGCUGCUCCUGUGCCUCCUGGGCCCGAUGCCAGCUGUCACCAGCUUCCACGCCGACGUGACUGGUUUCCAAGGUUCGAUUCCUCUCCACUGCUGGUUGAUGAUGGCUGGCUUCAUUGGAGCCUUUCUGGGCCUGCUAGUUUAUCCACACAUCAGCUGUCACGGCUCAGAUACCUGCUUUCUCGACUACGUGUGCAUUCACCAGUCGGACAAGCGGAUGAUGCAGCAAGGGAUCAGAUCUAUCGGAGCUUUCCUUGCGGCUUCUAGGGAGUUGCGGGUGCUCUGGAGCCCGCCGUACCUGACAAGGCUUUGGUGUGUCUUCGAGCUUGCGGCAUAUCGCAAGCUGAAUCCAGCUGGCAAGAUAGUCAUCAAGCCCAUUGCCACGGACAUUGCAGUUUACAUGAUGUUUCUCUGGGUGCAGUUGGCUUCGAUCGGAAUUUUGGCCAGCUGGGCAGAUUCCGACGACCGAGUUAGCCGCAGCAUGAGGCUGCUCGGGGUCUCCAGCAGUACUUUCAUAUUCUUAUUUCCGGCCCUUGCGUAUACGGCCCGGAAGAAGCACCAGGAAGACAUGCAAUUAACGUCAGACCUUGCAAGCUUUGAUGUAAAAUGCAUACAAUGCAGCAACCAUUUCGACAGAGAAUGUAUCCACGCCGCCAUCAUUGAGUGGUACGGCAGCCUGGACGAAUUUUCCGCGCACAUAAGGGAUGUCUUCCGCUUUGAGGUUAUCGACCUCAUGCAGGCGAGCGGCAUUUUACCAGCCCAGUAUAUCUGGCUCCCUUUGCUGCCGGUUGCGUCCCUUACUUGCGAAACACUAUUGGGGUUGUGGACAGUGGGGGCACCUGCAACAAGUAUUCUGGCCUGCUUCAUGGGCUAUAUCGUGGCCCUGAACCUUCUCUGGUUUCCAGCCAUCGCAGUCCUUUCUACCUUCGCCAUGAAGCACGGGCUAUGGGUAAGGAACCGCAGAUGCCAUCCCUUCAUCCUGGAGGUAUUCGCCGUGAGUCUCCUGACUGGCUCCUUGUUUAUGCUAGGGGCAGUUCUCGCAGAAGUUGCUACUGCCAAUGGUGUGGAGUGGAUAGGGCUCUGGAAUUUCCUUGCGCUCUCAGUGGCUGGAUGGGCUUGGGGCCGGUGCUGGCGCGUGUGA
Messenger RNA from Symbiodinium necroappetens, 1173 nucleotides. The record is from the annotation of a GenBank genome assembly. Lineage: Eukaryota; Dinophyceae; Suessiales; Symbiodiniaceae.